Pygocentrus nattereri (red-bellied piranha) is the source of this 4980-nucleotide messenger RNA. RefSeq names its product Cdc42 guanine nucleotide exchange factor (GEF) 9b (gene arhgef9b). Bases 43 to 2283 code for a protein of 746 amino acids. The transcript has 14 exons. The record is from RefSeq and is a predicted model, not a curated record. NCBI's taxonomy places the organism in Eukaryota, Metazoa, Chordata, Actinopteri, Characiformes, Serrasalmidae. Gene Ontology annotation, molecular function: guanyl-nucleotide exchange factor activity; protein binding.
UUGGGUGAGGGAAGUCCAAGAUGCUUCAGAACCUCUGGAGCAAUGAGGGUUCCCCCUCCAAAAAGGCCCCGGCUGCGGCCUGCGUCGGUGUGUGUGGCUGGCCCAAGUUUGCAGUGUCCCACCAUAAUGGAGGGGGUUCUGUCCUCUGGAGAGAACGAGCAGUGUGACCUGUGGGGGUGGCAAGGUUGCUCCGGUAUGUCUCAGCCACCAGUUUCAAGGAAGCCCCGUCCUCUCAGGAGGCCACAGUCUGUCAUAGAAGGACAAGCACUCAUCCAGCCCAGCUCAAUGCAAGCACAGCGAGCCCUUUCUCGCCCUCCUGGCACGUCACCCCGAGACCCUCCUUUUAAGGUGGUGCUCCAGAGAUGUCGUUCACUGCCUCUUCCCCAGACAUCCUUGCCUGGACUGGAAGCAGCCGGCCUGCCAGAGCUGCUAGCUCAACCAGCUGGAUGUGUCCCUCAGUCAGCCACUGUCCGGCUACGAAAUGGAAGCAGAUCCAGUCGAAGGAAACUGCUCAGGCCUGGUUCUGGACCUCUACAAGUGAACAUGCUGAUCAGCGGAGGUUCAAUUGUCAGCGCAGAGGCAGUAUGGGAUCAUGUGACCAUGGCCGACCGCGAGUUGGCAUUUAAGGCAGGCGACGUCAUCAAGGUCCUGGAUGCCUCCAACAAGGACUGGUGGUGGGGCCAAAUCGAUGAUGAGGAGGGAUGGUUCCCAGCCAGCUUUGUGCGGGUUGAACCCCACCCUCCUCAACCCCAAACAAAACAGGUUUUCUAUAUCAACCCUAUAGCAACUCCAAGGUUCCAAAAUACAACAGCAAAGCUGUGGGUGAACCAGGAGGAUCGUGCCAUUGAGCCAGCUGAGGGCUCUAGUGAGGUCCAGAAUGGCCACCUUGACCCAGGCAAUGACUGCCUCUGCCUGGGCCAGCCUCUGCAGAACAGGGACCAGAUGAGGGCCAAUGUCAUCAAUGAGAUUAUGAGCACCGAACGCCAUUACAUCAAACACCUGAAGGACAUAUGUGAGGGUUACUUGAGACAGUGCAGAAAAAGGAUCGACAUGUUCAACGAUGACCAACUGAAGGUCAUUUUUGGGAAUAUUGAGGACAUCUACAGAUUUCAGAUGGGAUUUGUUCGAGAUUUGGAAAAGCAGUACAACACAGAGGAACCACAUCUCAGUGAAAUAGGACCAUGCUUCCUGGAACAUCAAGACGGCUUUUGGAUCUACUCUGAAUACUGCAACAACCAUCUGGAUGCAUGCAUGGAGUUGUCCAAGCUGAUGAAGGACGGACGUUACCAGCACUUCUUCGAGGCGUGCCGUCUCCUUCAGCAGAUGAUUGACAUUGCAAUCGAUGGCUUCCUGCUCACUCCUGUGCAGAAGAUUUGCAAAUACCCACUGCAGCUAGCUGAGCUUCUCAAAUACACAGCACAGGAGCACAGUGACUACCGCUAUGUGGCUGCAGCACUGGCUGUCAUGAGGAAUGUCACCCAACAGAUCAACGAGCGCAAGAGAAGACUGGAGAACAUAGAUAAAAUUGCUCAGUGGCAGGCAUCUGUACUGGACUGGGAGGGUGAUGACAUUUUGGAUAGAAGUUCAGAACUCAUCUACACAGGGGAAUUGUCCUGGAUCUACCAACCAUAUGGGAGGAGUCAGCAGCGAGUAUUCUUCCUCUUCGACCACCAGUUGGUUUUGUGUAAAAAGGACCUCAUACGACGUGAUAUCCUUUACUACAAAGGCCGCAUUGACAUGGACAGGUAUGAAGUGAGAGAUGCAAUCGAUGGAAGGGAUGAUGACUUUAACGUCAGUGUCAAGAACGCAUUUAAACUACACAAUAAGGACACAGAGGAGAUCCACAUCUUCCUAGCCAAAAAACUAGAGGAGAAGAUUCGCUGGCUCAGGGCUUUUCACGAAGAGCGCAAGAUGGUGCAGGAGGAUGAAAAAAUAGGCUUUGAAAUUUCUGAAUAUCAGAAACGGCAAGCAGCCAUGACAGUGCGUAAGGUGACCAAACAGAAAGGUGAGGCACCAAAGCGAUACCAGUAUUUUCUUGAAUUUGCAGAUUCAUUUAUAGAUAUCAUCUUGAGAAAGAGGGCCAUAUUAUAUGGACAUGGUGUGAGCCAAAACAGGUUUGUGCCCCCUUCAUCCCCACCCCCCCAGGACCCCGUAGCCCAAGGACAGUAUGUACUCCCUGACGACUUGGCACAAUCAGAUCUAUUUGAGAUUCAUCAACCCAGACGGAGCCAGUCUCCGUUCAAAUUGCAAAAUUUUGGUAGGUUAGCAUUGUUAAAAAAGUAGCCAAAAUAAUGGACUUUCUCUCUGGAUGAUCCCAUUUCUGUUGUACUUCAGCUGAGGAUGUCAUGUUGUGGACAGACAAUAGCAAUGGACUUUGGACUUUGUUCAUCCGGAGAUGAAGACAUUUCAGCAUCCAGUGACUGACAUCUAUUCCUCAGUUGUUUUUUUUCCAGCAGUAAACUUUCUACCAUGGUUAGUGGUACAGUUAACAAAGUUUAUGUCAUUGACCAUUCGCUUAGUGUCUUCUUCAAUAUAUAAAACUGUAGGACUCAGAAGGACUAGUUCAUCCAAAAUGUUAAAUGGCUAACAGUAAAUGAAACUAAUGGGAGGCAAAUUAGCAUUUUCUAACAUUCACAAUGCUAACUGGUCACUCGGUUUCCUUCAUUAUUAGCAACAAUAGCAUUUUUGAGCAAGUAUUCCUUUUAGUGUAGUACAACAGAAAGACUACUGUGCCAAAAAAGGCCCUUAAAGAUAUAGCAGGCCUUUAGAAAUUCAGAGGGUUAUUUUUUAUUUUAUCGUGGCUGAAUAUGCUCUAUAGUGAACUAUCAAAGUGGUAAGUCUAGCUGGCACCACAUCUCAUUUUGGGGUGACCAAAUGGUUCAGUCGCACAGUAUUUGCGCUAUACUGUCUCGUCUCUAAGAGGUUUUUUUUUUUUUUUUGUGAGGGCAUACAAAUGUUUUUUUGAACAUGUACCAUGCAGGUGGGUAGGGGGAAAUCAGCUUGACAUGACAAAAGACUGUACCAAAUCUUCUGAACAGGGUAUUCAUUUAUUCUCGGUGAAGGCGACUAUCCAUUUUUAAAUUUAUGGUUUGCCAAAAGGUUCCUUCUCAGAAUAGUGUAGUUUGUGCCAAAGUCAUGUUAAGCAUAUACUGUAGGUGUGUCCAAAUGACCAAUUCCAGAUCUUAUUUGAAGCACUUUACUCAGUGUUCAGUUAUAAUGUCUUCGUAGCAUUGUCAGAUUCAAUUCCUAAAUUCACACAUCUAAUGAUAACUUGGAUAUACUUUGGAUAAUUAUUUAGUUCUGUAUUUGAUAAUAUACUUUGCGUGUUAAGCAGACAUUAAGGCAUUGUGGUGGAACAUUUAGAAAAAGUUUCUGAAUUUCAUACAGAGAGAAAGAAAUCGUCAUUACAGCUUGAGAAUAUGCUUUGUGCUGUAAGCCCAUCGUAAGAACAAACACUGAAGUUUUUUCUAUGUCCACUGAGGUCUUGUUUAAAAGUAUAUUACUGAUAUUUUUGUCAAAGGGUUUUUAUUUUUGUUUGUAUUAUAUCGCCACACUCUAAUAAGCACAGCUAAAACAUUCAUACGAUUUGUAUUUAAGAUUUUUUUUAUUGUUUGUCUAAUAGCUGCACUACAUUCUAUUUAUCACUCUUACUGAUAACAUAAAUAUUAAUAAAAAUUACAGUUUACUGUAAAUACUUGAGAAAAAAUGUAUUACCCAUGAAUCAAAUCUGGUUGCAGUAUCAACCAUGUUAAAUGUAUAUCAAAGUUCUCUUUUUGCCAAGAAUACUUUGUGACUUGUGACUAUGACCAUGGACUGAAUCUGCCUGCUGAUGUGUUUAAUGGCUAGACUGAAAGCCAAAGGAUGGACAGUGAAUCCCUAGUAUAUUUAAAACUCUCUGCAGUGUUUGUAUCAAUCUGUUGGUGAUAAGAAAUGAACUGCAUUUUACACAGCACAAUGUAGAAAAUGUUAUCUCUUGAAGGAGACACAUCAUUUUGUAUAAUAUGGACUUUUGAGCAUAGAUACCCAUAAAUAAAUGUGAUAAACUGAAAUCUCAAAAUAUAUAACCUUUUGAUGUUAAACAAUAAUGCACACAUUUCUGUUUCAUUUUGUCUUCAUUGUUUAGUAUUGAUAACUGAACUGACAUGGUGUGGGAUUUAAGCUGUGUGGCGAUUUAUUACGAGUGCAAAACAAUCACUUACAGUAUGUACUAGUAUGUGUGUUUUCUGCCGAAUUGCUAUCUGCUGCAUCUGUAGCAUUCCUUGAUUACCAUGUGCUGUCAUUUUGACUACAUCUCGUAAAAGAACGGAAAACCUUUUGACACACUUGUAAUAGAAGACCAUGAUAAAGAGCUGAACCUCAGUACAGGGAAAUGAUUAUCCGUGGUAAUAGAUCGUAUAUUGCAGAUGCAGCAGACAGACAUUAGUAUGAAAAGCACUUAAGUAUUCUUUUAAUGACAUUCCAGUGGAAUUGUGUAGGGUGAAAGACAAGCUCAGGUCAAGCUUAGAAUGUGUUUACAUAAUUCAGCCAGCUUUCAGUGCAUAAAACCCAGACAUCGUUGAACAGUGCCUUGCAGCAUUUCAUUAGUGCUUUGAGUUAAUAAAGCCUGCACCAAGAGAAUUAUUUAUUUCCUAGUUGAUGAUCUGACCAUAACUGUCCUCACAAGCGGAAGAAUGUAUGCUUCACAGCAGUGUAAUGUUACGCUCAGCAUAUGCAUGAAUUUAACAAAAUGUAGAAUUAUACAAUGGAUGGUGAUUGUUAGGGAAUCUCCAGUGCUACAGUAAGGCAGUGGUGGCUUCUGCUAAUUUUACAUGCAUCAGUGUUUCAGGGACUGCUUACUCCAGACUUUAACCUUAUCUCUGUUUGCUGCAUCUGUAGCAUAUGACCAAUUACCAAUUAGUCAUUUCCUUAAUAAAAAAAAAACAGAAGACACUCAAAACAUGCUUAAAAUAUACAGCAGGGGUGCCCAAACUUUUUGUCUUU